GAAGGAGAGCAAAACCCUGUGUCUCUCUUUGUUCUUCUAUCUAGUCUCUACUCUCGCCCUGCAGGUAGGGUGAUAGAAAAAGGAAAGUAUGAUCUCAGAAAAAGAGAGAGUGAUAAUGGAAGAGCUUGUGAAGGGCCAGGAAGCUGCUACCCAACUCAAGGGUCUUUUAGAAAACCCCAUUGGGAGUGAAGACUCUCUCUCACUCUCACCAGAGGAACUCUUGGAGAAUGUGCUCUCAUCUUUCUCACAAGCUAUUUCUAUCAUCAACGUCUCUUCUUUCCAACCACCACCUCCUCCUCCUGCACCUCACGUUCUCGGUUCCACCAGUUAUUCAAUGUCUGAAGAUUGCAGUGUAAAUUGGAACAGAUCCGAACAGGGUCAAAGCGAUGAAAGAGAUAGCCACAGUAUAAGUGUAAAUUGGAACAGAUCCCAACAGGAUCGAAGAGGUAGCUACAAAAGGAAGGGGAAGGGUGCACCGACACGGACCGAAUUCUCAAACACCACUGACGACGGUUAUGUAUGGAGGAAGUAUGGAGAAAAGCCAUUUCCGAAUUCUAAAUUUAUUCGGAGUUACUUCAGAUGCACUUACGGUUACGGGCAUGAUCAACGUUGUAUGGCAACCAAACAGGUGCAGCAAUGUGAAGAGAAUCCUGAUAUGUACGAAAUAACGUACAUUGGCAACCACACAUGCAAUGCCAAUCUCCCCACUAGGAAUGAUGAAAGAUUGCAUGAAGGAUCAGAUCACGAAAUGCAGAAUCGGGAGAAUGAUAGCUUAUAUAGUCAAUUUCGAGGAAAACAGAAGAUAAUUGAUUCUGAAAGCUCAUGGUCCUUAUUAACUUCAAGUUCUGACAGAAACACUGAUACAACAUUGUCAAAUUCACACGAUUAUUCUGGCCCCUCGUGAAUUUAUCAUGUUUAUAGUUUUCGUUAAUUACUGUAAGUUAAUGUAUUUUGGUUUUUGAUUUCAAUACUCGUGAGAACUGAAAUUAUGAAUGAGAGGAAACAUAUAGAAUUAUAUAUCUUAAUAUUGGGCAUGUAGUUUAUUUAACUAUAAUGUAUCAAUAAGAAAAUAACAUUUUGUUGACAUUUCA
This is a messenger RNA of Cajanus cajan (pigeon pea), 1091 nucleotides long. The record is from RefSeq and is a predicted model, not a curated record. Lineage: Eukaryota; Viridiplantae; Streptophyta; Magnoliopsida; Fabales; Fabaceae.